Messenger RNA from Poecilia reticulata (guppy), 2146 nucleotides. NCBI's taxonomy places the organism in Eukaryota, Metazoa, Chordata, Actinopteri, Cyprinodontiformes, Poeciliidae. The record is from RefSeq and is a predicted model, not a curated record.
UCCGCCUUUUUCCGGAAAAGUUUUCUAGAAGAUGGAGGCUGAUUUGUAUGACGAGUUUGGUAAUUACAUCGGUCCAGAGCUGGACUCUGACGACGAUGACGAUGAUCUGGAUGCAGAGGACAGGGACAUUGACGAGGGGGAUGAAGAUGAAGAAGAUGAGCCUGCAAAUGAGGAUGAGAACGUACCUGGCAUGGAGGUGGUCCUGCAUGAGGACAAGAAAUACUAUCCCACAGCGGAGGAGGUUUACGGGCCGGAAGUGGAAACUAUUGUCCAGGAAGAAGACACGCAACCACUUACUGAGCCCAUCAUCAAGCCAGUCAAGCACAAGAAGUUCACAUUGAUGGAGCAGGAGUUACCUGCCACUGUUUAUGACAUGGAGUUUCUGGCAGAUUUGAUGGACGGUACCGAGCUGAUCCGUAACGUCACCCUCUGUAGGGAUGAUGUCGAUCUCCGGUACACAGACAUCCUUUUCACUGAGCAGGAGCGAGGGGUCGGCAUCAAAAGCACYCCAGUCACGAUGGUGCUGCCAGACUCCAGAGGAAAAUCCUACCUUUUCAACAUCAUGGAUACACCAGGCCAUGUGAACUUCUCUGAUGAGGUCACAUCCAGCAUGAGGAUCUCAGACGGAGUUGUCCUCUUCAUCGAUGCAGCUGAAGGAGUGAUGCUGAACACGGAGCGCCUGAUCAAACAUGCCGUCCAGGAGCGCAUGGCCAUCACCAUCUGCAUCAACAAGGUGGACCGGCUCAUCGUUGAGCUCAAACUGCCGCCAACAGAUGCUUAUUAUAAACUUCGACACAUUGUGGACGAGGUCAACGGUUUGCUCAGUACGUACUCCACAGACGAGAACCUGGUGGUGUCUCCGCUCCUCGGGAACGUUUGCUUCGCCAGCUCUCAGUACAGCAUCUGUUUCACCCUGGGGUCCUUCGCCAAGAUCUACUCAGACACCUACGGUGAGACCACUUAUCAAACAAAUCUCCUUUUAACUUUUUCCCUUCAGGUCGCUGAUCCCGUUGUGACCUUUUGUGAGACGGUGGUUGAGACUUCGUCUCUUAAGUGCUUUGCUGAGACGCCCAACAAAAAGAAUAAGAUCACCAUGAUCGCUGAGCCUCUGGAGAAGGGGCUCGCCGAGGACAUCGAGAACGAAGUGGUGCAGAUCACGUGGAACAGGAAGAAGCUGGGAGAGUUCUUCCAGACGAAGUACGACUGGGAUCUGCUGGCUGCCAGGUCUAUCUGGGCCUUUGGACCAGACACAACGGGGCCAAAUAUUCUAGUGGAUGACACGCUUCCUUCGGAGGUGGACAAAGCUUUGCUCGGUUCAGUCAAAGACAGCAUCGUUCAGGGCUUCCAGUGGGGCACCAGGGAGGGGCCUCUGUGUGAUGAGCCUAUUAGAAAUGUGAAGUUUAAGAUCCUGGAUGCCGUCAUCGCGCAGGAGCCUCUCCACAGAGGAGGAGGUCAGGUCAUCCCCACAGCCAGGAGGGUGGUCUACUCCGCCUUUCUCAUGGCCACUCCAAGGUUAAUGGAGCCGUACUACUUUGUGGAGGUCCAGGCUCCAGCUGACUGUGUGUCUGCCGUCUACACCGUUCUGGCGAGAAGAAGAGGUCACGUCACCCAGGAUGCGCCCAUCCCCGGCUCUCCUCUCUACACCAUCAAGGCUUUCAUCCCGGCCAUAGACUCGUUCGGCUUUGAGACCGACCUUCGCACACACACACAGGGUCAGGCCUUCGCGCUGUCUGUGUUCCACCACUGGCAGAUUGUUCCCGGUGACCCGCUGGACAAGAGCAUCGUGAUCCGGCCCCUCGAGCCUCAGCCCGCCCCSCACCUGGCCCGAGAGUUCAUGAUCAAGACCAGAAGACGCAAGGGUCUGAGCGAAGAUGUGAGUAUCAGCAAGUUCUUCGACGAUCCCAUGUUGUUGGAGUUGGCGAAGCAGGACGUGGUGCUUAAUUAUCCGAUGUGAGGGAACUUUUCAAUCUACAGAACAGGUGUAGCUGUUAAACAUCGGAUCCAUCUGCUUGUCCUCAUCUUUCGUUGUAUUUUUAUUUUUUUAUUUGUACAAAACGUUUUUUUUUUGUAGCUCGACUUGUCUUUGGAUUAAAUGAGAAAAGAGUUGGACUUGAUUAUGUUUGAAUAAAAAUGUUUUUAAACCAAA